Molecule: messenger RNA, 1256 nt
Organism: Mercurialis annua (annual mercury)
Lineage: Eukaryota; Viridiplantae; Streptophyta; Magnoliopsida; Malpighiales; Euphorbiaceae
Product: rhomboid-like protein 20
Exons: 8
Coding region: 129-1004 (291 amino acids)
Cellular component (GO): membrane
Molecular function (GO): serine-type endopeptidase activity; protein binding
Source: RefSeq, a predicted model, not a curated record
GGGAAAAAAGCAUAAAGUUGGGGAGUCAAACUCACAUUUAUCGCCGUAAGAGUCCAUUAGCAGCUGGCAACUGCAAUAUACAAAGUAAUCGAGAAUUUGGGGUUGCCUCCAGAAGACGAGCGAGAAAGAUGAACGGCGGGCCAUCUGGUUUCAAUAAUGCGCCAGUAACCAGAACAUUCGUCAUCGCUUCUGCCCUUUUCACACUUUCUUUUGGGAUCCAAGGUGCCUAUACGAAGCUUGGAUUGUCUUAUCAGGAUAUUUUUGGAAAGCUGCGUAUUUGGAAACUUAUUGCUUCAGUUUUUGCCUUUUCAUCUACACCAGAACUCCUGUUUGGACUCUAUCUUCUAUACUAUUUCAGGGUCUUUGAGAGACAGAUAGGUUCUAAUAAAUGUUCGGUAUUUAUUUUGUUUUCUAUAGUAGUCUCAUUACUAUUUCAGGUCCUUGCGCUAGGGCUCCUUAAAGAGCCCACGACAAACCUACUUGCAUCAGGACCUUAUGGUGUUAUUUUUGCUUCAUUUGUACCCUUUUUCUUUGAUAUUCCUGUGUCAACGCGGUUUCGUGUCUUCAGCAUCCACUUCUCUGACAAGUCUUUCGUAUAUCUAGCUGGUCUUCAGCUGCUUUUAUCUUCCUGGAAGAGAUCCCUCUUGCCAGGAAUCUGUGGCAUGGUUGCAGGAUCAUUAUACCGUCUUAAUCUCUUUGGCAUACGGAAGGCCAAGUUUCCAGAGUUUUUAACUUCAUUCUUCUCGCGGCUUUCUUGGCCAUCUACGGGAAGUCCACGUGGACCGACAACUAGGAACGUUACAGGGAGUACGCCAUCCUACCCAAGUCGCCAUGUAGAGAGAACCUAUCCUGCUCCUAUGGCUCCUGCAGAGCCACCAGAAGACUCGAUUGCUACUUUGGUUUCAAUGGGCUUUGACAGGGACUCGGCUAGACAAGCACUUGUGCACGCCAGAAACGAUAUAAAUGCAGCAACAAACAUUCUUCUUGAAGCGCAGUCCCAUUAAUUCAUUUAAGUUCCUGCAGUGAAAAUGAGCGAACCCAACUGUCGGAAUUGGCGAUCUAACAGAUGCACCCGAACUGAUGACUAGGCUGAUAUGUUUUCCAGAACUAAUCAAGGUGCUCCUAUUUUCAUUCAGAAGCAUUCUGUUUAUUUUGAAGUAGUAAUUAGGCACCAAAAUGACUGAAAGUUAGGAUAGUGUACAAUUGUUUACACAUUAUUGGCGAACCUUAAUGCAAGUACAUAGUUGCUUUUCUCA